This is a messenger RNA of Manis pentadactyla (Chinese pangolin), 2394 nucleotides long. RefSeq names its product protocadherin alpha-5-like. Gene Ontology annotation, cellular component: plasma membrane. The record is from RefSeq and is a predicted model, not a curated record. Bases 1 to 2394 code for a protein of 797 amino acids. The transcript has a single exon. Lineage: Eukaryota; Metazoa; Chordata; Mammalia; Pholidota; Manidae. Gene Ontology annotation, biological process: homophilic cell-cell adhesion. Gene Ontology annotation, molecular function: calcium ion binding.
AUGGUAUAUUCCCAGAGACGAAGUCCAGACGCCCCGCGCCUGCUGCUCUCGCUUCUGCUUGUCGCAGCCUGGGAGACAGGGAGCGGCCAGCUCCACUACUCGGUCUCCGAGGAGGCCAAACACGGCACCUUCGUGGGCCGCAUCGCCCAGGACCUGGGGCUGGAGCUGGCGGAGCUGGUGCCGCGCCUGUUCCGGGUGGCGUCCAAGGGCCGCGGGGACCUUCUGGAGGUAAAUCUGCAGAAUGGCAUUUUGUUUGUGAAUUCUCGGAUCGACCGCGAGCAGCUGUGCGGGCGGAGCCUGGAGUGCAGCAUCCACCUGGAGGUGGUCGUGGACAGGCCGCUGCAGGUUUUCCAUGUGGAGGUGGACGUGAAGGACAUUAACGACAACCCGCCCAGAUUCUUCCGACACGAACAAAAAUUGUUUAUUUUAGAGUCAAGAAUAGCGGAUUCUCGGUUUCCACUAGAGGGCGCUUCUGAUAAGGAUAUUGAAGCAAACGCAGAAUUGAGAUACAAGUUAAAUUCCAAUGAACACUUUGAGUUGGAUAUUAAAACAAAUGAAGGAACAAACUCUUUGGAGCUAGUGUUGAAAAAAACAGUAGAUAGAGAAGAAACCGAAGAACAUCGUUUAUUGUUGAUUGCAAUCGAUGGAGGAAAACCGGAAUUAACAGGUACAGUUCAGUUGUUGAUCAAAGUAUUGGAUGCAAAUGAUAAUGCCCCAGAAUUUGAUAAAUCCAUUUAUAAUGUCAGAUUAAUGGAAAAUACUCCGAAUGGGACAUUAGUUAUUAAACUGAACGCCUCAGACGCAGAUGAGGGCAUUAAUAAGGAAAUAGUGUACCGCUUUAGUAACCUUGUUCUUGACAAUGUAAAAUCUAAAUUUAUAAUCAAUUCUAAUAGUGGGGAAAUAACAGUUAAUGGAGAACUGGAUUACGAAAACUGUAACUUAUAUGAAAUUAAUAUUGAUGCUGUAGAUAAAAGUACAUUCCCAUUAACUGGACACUGCAAAGUGAUAGUGAAACUUCUGGAUGAGAACGAUAAUACCCCAGAGAUGGUCAUAACCUCCCUAUCACUGCCUGUCCAAGAGGACGCUCCGCUGGGUACAGUCAUGGCCCUGAUCAGUCUGUCGGACAGCGACUCCGGUGCCAAUGGGCAGGUGACCUGCACCCUGUCGCCCCACGUCCCCUUCAAGCUGGUGUCCACCUUCAAGAAUUACUACUCGCUGGUGCUGGACAGCGCCCUGGACCGCGAGAGCGUGGCGACCUACGAGCUGCUGGUGACAGCGCGGGACGGGGGCUCGCCUCCGCUGUCGGCCACCGCCAGCGUGUCCGUGCAGGUGGCCGACGUGAACGACAACGCGCCGGCGUUCGCGCAGCCCGAGUACACGGUGUUCGUGAGGGAGAACAACCCGCCGGGCCGCCACAUCUUCACGGUGUCGGCGCGCGACGCGGACGCGCAGGAGAACGCGCGGGUGUCCUACUCGCUGGUGGAGCGGCGCGUGGGAGAGCGCGCGCUGUCGAGCUACGUGUCGGUGCACGCGGAGAGCGGCAGGGUGUACGCGCUGCAGCCGCUGGACCACGAGGAGCUGGAGCUGCUGCAGGUCCAGGUGAGCGCGCGCGACGCGGGCGUGCCGCCUCUGGGCAGCAACGUGACGCUGCAGGUGUUCGUGCUGGACGAGAACGACAACGCGCCCGUGCUGCUGCCGCCUGGGGCGGGCGGCGGGGGCGGCGCGACGAGCCAGCUGGUGUCGCGGUCUGUGGGCGCGGGCCACGUGGUGGCCAAGGUGCGCGCGGUGGACGCGGACUCGGGCUACAACGCGUGGCUGUCGUUCGAGCUGCAGGCGGCGGCGGGGGCCGCGCGCAGCCCGUUCCGCGUGGGGCUGUACACGGGCGAGGUGAGCACGACGCGCGCGCUGGACGAGGCGGACGCGCCGCGCCAGCGCCUGCUGGUGCUGGUGAAGGACCACGGCGAGCCGGCGCUGACGGCCACGGCCACCGUGCUGCUGUCGCUGGUGGAGAGCGGCCAGGCGCCCAGGGCGUCGUCGCGGGCGUCGGCGGGCGCCCGGAGCACGGAGGCGGCGCUGGUGGACGUCAACGCGUACCUGGUCAUCGGCAUCUGCGCGGUGUCCAGCCUGCUGGUGCUCACGCUGCUGCUGUACACGGCGCUGCGGUGCUCGGCGCCGCGCCGCGAGGGCGCGUGCGGGCCGGGGCGGCCCCCGCUGGUGUGCUCCAGCGCGGUGGGGAGCUGGUCGUGCUCGCAGCAGAGGCGGCAGCGGGUGUGCUCUGGGGAGGGGCCGCCCAAGGCCGACCUCAUGGCCUUCAGCCCCAGCCUACCUCAGGGUUCCAGCUCUGCAGACAUCGUGAGUGGCAAAAAUCUUAUUCAUACUAAUUUUUCGUCAUAA